GCAGCGGUAGCUUAGCAUGCUAUCUUUAGCAGCUUUUCUUCUGAGUUGACCGCUUCAUUCAUCAUCAUGUUCUGUUUGAACUGCGCUUCUGUUGUUGAUCUUGUUUUAUUGUGCUAACGGGGAACCAUCUGGGUAAAGCUGUUUAUGACGCCCCGCAGGUUAGCAGCGCUGCUAGCGGCUGUGAUUUAAAGCCUGGUUCUGUUGGAGCUCCGCAGGUUCGGACCCAGUCGGCAUGUCCAGUGACCUGGCUGGUGUGUGGGAGGUCGCCCUGAGCGACGGAGUCCACAGGAUCGAGUUCGAACAUGGGACGACCACCGGGAAAAGAGUGAUCAGUGUGGACGGAAAGGAGGUUCUGAGGCGGAACUGGAUGUUUAAACUCGUGGGGAAGGAGACCUUCAGUGUGGGCCAAUCAGAGACCAAAGCCACCAUCAACAUCGAUGCGGUCAGCGGCUUCGCCUACGAAUACACGUUGGAGAUCAAUGGGAAGAGCUUGAAGCAGUUCAUGGAGAACAGGUCGAAGGUCGCCAGCACCUGGCUGCUCAACCUGGACGGCAUCGACUGCAGAGUGGUUCUGGAGAAAGGCACCAUGGAUGUUUGGUGUAACGGGGAGAAGAUUGAAACCGCUGGGGAGUUCGUGGACAACGGCACAGAGACGCAUUUCUCUCUGGGAGACCACAACUGCUGCGUGAAAGCCGUGAGCAGCGGGAAGAGACGAGACGGCAUCAUCCACACCCUGCUGGUGGACGGGACAGAGAUCGCUGAAUGCACCGAGUGACGGCCGCCGCGUGGCGAUGUUUCUCCUGACUGGUUUCAUCAGGAGGCAGACUGUAAACAUUUAGUAGGAAAUGAGCGGAAGGCUUGUGACGUCGACACUGUGCAGAUAAAACAGCCUUUCAGUCUGUAGAGACGAGACAAGAGCUGCAGUCAGCAGCUAGAAACCUCAUUCUUUAACAGAAUAAAUUAAUUUUUGUCCUAAAAGUGUAAUUUAUAAUUUAGAACUACUUGCAACGUCCUGUUGGUCUUCAGCCUCUGAUCAUGUGUUGAUGGAAACAAACACCCCCAUCUGCUGUAGUUUUAAUGUUCGGGGUUUUUUAUGUAACCAGGUUUCUUUGAAUAUUUCCUUCUGCCUGUUUUCUUUUCUUUGUGUAUCAAACCUGUUGUUUCAGGUUUGUUGUUUCAAUAAGCUCCUGUAAUGAGGCUCUGUGAUCUCCUGCUGAUCUCUGCAGAUGUCUUAGACAAUCCUGCUUCUAGUUAGCCGAUGCUAACUAUAGAAAACUACAUGUAGAGCUGCUAUAAUUGUUCUUGUUAGUCUGUGGAGACUUCCUGUUUGUCCUUAGAGAACUGUGAAAUGUAUCUGGGCUGUUCAGAGUUUUAGUACAUUUUCUGUAAAUUUGUUGGAAAAGCUUCUGUAUUGUCAGUUUCUACAUUUUUAUGUCGUGAUCCUUUACAGUAAAAAAAUUUUGGAAGAGA
Molecule: messenger RNA, 1470 nt
Organism: Cyprinodon variegatus (sheepshead minnow)
Lineage: Eukaryota; Metazoa; Chordata; Actinopteri; Cyprinodontiformes; Cyprinodontidae
Gene: faima
Product: fas apoptotic inhibitory molecule 1-like
Exons: 4
Coding region: 233-775 (180 amino acids)
Biological process (GO): positive regulation of neurogenesis; canonical NF-kappaB signal transduction; negative regulation of extrinsic apoptotic signaling pathway via death domain receptors
Source: RefSeq, a predicted model, not a curated record